Messenger RNA from Meloidogyne enterolobii, 858 nucleotides. The record is from the annotation of a GenBank genome assembly. NCBI's taxonomy places the organism in Eukaryota, Metazoa, Nematoda, Chromadorea, Rhabditida, Meloidogynidae.
AUGCGUUUUUGCCGCACACUAGUAAAUAUAAUAAUGCCUUUCAUAAUGGUUUAUUUCAGAGUAUUAUCCCGAAACCCCGACCCGGCCCAUGACGAAUUUUUAGGAAAAAACUCCGACCCGACCCACGAAUUCUCGGAGUGCUAUCUUAGUUUAUUUUGUUUAAUUUAUACAAAUUUGGAAAGUCGGAUAUCUUUACCUGCAUCAUUUAUAAAUGUGAAUGAAUCAGAUCCGAAUACAAAAAAUUUAAUUUCAAAACACAUUGUUCCUUUUGGAACGACAGAUUAUCACAAACAUCAAAGGAUCAAUCCUGAUUUUUAUCGAAAUGAUCCAUUUCAUGAUUCAAAGAGUGCUGGCCGAAGUUCAGAUGAAAGUGAUCAAGUUAUUUACCUUUCCAAAUAUGCAACAGAAACAUUAAAAGGCCCAUUAAUUCAUAAAGCUUAUAUUCUCCCACUUACAUUUGACUCUAAAAAGGAAACAGUUGGUGCAGUUAGGAGAGGCAAUUAUCGCGCAAUGUAUUUCCCUAUUAGAGAUUAUAUUGAAUGGAAAUGUGGGUCGUUUAAAUUAGCCUUUGUUAUUACUGCAAAAAUUUUACAAGAAGUGGCUUCCAAUGGAGGUGAUUGGAAAUCUGCUUUGGAUUUAUAUGUUCCAAUAAUUAAUAGAAGAACUUUUUCUGAGCGAAGAGAAAUUAUGGGGGAAGAAGAAACGCGAUUAGUUGUCGAAUCGAGAGAAGAAAAAAGGCAAAUAAAUGAAUAUAUAGUUCAAACUAUUGGAAAUCAACCACCUUAUUUUGAAACAAGAAACCAGGAAAAAUAUGGAAAAAUUCUGAAUGAAUAUGCAAAUAAAUUGGAAUUUUUUUAA